AUGCAAAAGAACACGCAAGAUAACGGAAACCAAAAUGACACAAUGAAAGAUAUGAAGGAAAAUAAACCAGAUGCAAAACAAAAUGACAUAUAUGAGGACAAUAUUUACAUUUUUGAUGAGCCUGAUGAUGAGUUGGAAGAGUUCGAGGAAAUGGGUAGUACGGCUCAGAACAUAGACACGGACUUGGAAAACUGGGAAGAAGACUGGGGAGCAGCAGGCUGGGAUGAUGAUGAUGAUGAUGACGAUGACAAGUUCAUUAUGAAAGUGCAGACAGAGUUGCAAAAUUUUAGAGCCAACUUAGAUGCAGAAAAGGAUCUGAAGAAGUGA
Messenger RNA from Plasmodium gonderi, 327 nucleotides. RefSeq lists its product as hypothetical. The transcript has 3 exons. Lineage: Eukaryota; Apicomplexa; Aconoidasida; Haemosporida; Plasmodiidae. The record is from RefSeq and is a predicted model, not a curated record. The coding region runs from base 1 to 327 and encodes 108 amino acids.